UAGUAUAGUAGGCGGGCUAGCGCCAAGUGACUCCUCGUCGACGUCGUCGAGCAUCGCGUCGAAGUCAGCUCGCGCACGCUGACCCACACAAGCUUCUCGAGACACAAUUAAGUAUCAACUCCCGCAGAGCAGCAUAUAGGUCCGAGAGCUUUAGCUCGCGCGAGUGUAUGUAUGUAUAUAUACACAGUGCGUGUGAGACUGCAGACGACGAUAUACGACGACGGCGUCCUCAAAAGAGGAUGCUAGCCAACACAACACCCGACACCGUAUCGAGCCCCCUCUCGAUAUUCCCAGGGUAGCUCUUGAAGAAAAGAAGCGAGCUAACAGCUCCUACUCUCGGCCGUGUGAUCGCCUUGUCCCCGUGUACUGUUGAUCUGUCGCACUGUCUAUUUUCGUAUUGCUCUGUGACCACUCUUCUUUCCCAGCUCCCUUGGAAUUCUGACUACUCUCUCUCUUUCUCUCUCUCUUUCUCUCUCUUUCGCACGACGAUAACCUAAUUGUUCGCGACGAUUUUCCCCGACGACGCUGCCGAGGAUGGACCGACGCGCCCUGUGCUGUCAAAGAUAAUCCCAGCGUUGUCGUCUGCUCGUCAUCGACCUUCUCUCUUGUAUGCACGUAUAACAUGCAUACGAAGCUCUGCAAGGAUAUGUGAGAGACUCUAGUGCUGAACAAAUGGAUGCUCUGCUGCUCUGGCCUGUGGUUGUUAGGGCUGAUUAGCUGCUGAGACACCUGUUUUGGAGCAACUCCAAAGUAUACGCGUUUUUGUACUAGCUAGGAAAAUGAGCUGCGAACUGGAAAUGCCUGCAAGAGCUCUCAAGGGUGCAGGCCGGAGUGAGAUGGAGGGCGAGCUUUGUACGAAUGAGGAAGACUCCUGGAUUCCUUCGAGUCGUUAUUCUCAAGAAGACAUAGAUUCUCCAGUGUUUUAUAAUUCAAGUAACAUUAGUGAUUUCAAUUCAAAGACUAAAGCUGAUUACAAAGAUUGUGCUACACUGAAGGUACCAAGUAAAUUGUCAAAUAUGCAGAAAUCGUAUGUGAGAUUAACAAUAGAUCUUUUAAGUACAUUGUUUACAAAUAAGAAGAAGCAGAGCAGCAUGGAGUUAAAUGCACAACUAACUGGUUUCCUUCUCAAAAUGUCCAUAAUUUUAAUAUCUCUAGUCUUCGUAAUGCAACUACUGCCUUUAGCUAGUGCUUCGGAACGAUUGGGAAAUCCAUAUCAUAUUUUAGGAGUUUCAAGACACGCAACACUAAAAGAAAUACGUAAAGCUUACAAACUCUUAGCAAAAGAGUGGCAUCCUGAUAAAAAUGGUCAUCCAGAAGCUGCAGAUAAAUUUGUAGAAAUAACAGAAGCUUACGAAUUAUUGUCAGAUCCAGAAAGAAGAAGAAAAUUUGAUAAUCAUGGAAUAACAGAAGAAGGCUUGCCAGGUAGAGAUAGAACAUUCAGACAAAAAAGGGAAUUUAAUAUGCCUGAUCCCUUUGAAGAAUUAUACUCUGGAAACUUUCAAUUUCACUAUCAGAGUAGAGAUAUUUCAUUAUUUCAUGAAAUGAGCAUUAGUUAUAGAGCCUAUGAAAACAUUUAUGUAUCAAAGAGUUACCGAGCACCAAUUUUAAUUCUUUUCUACUCAGACUGGUGUUUCACUUGUUUAAAAGUUGAAAAAACUUGGCGGCGGUUGAUCCAUGAGCUUGAACCUUUGGGAGUAAAUCUUGUUACUGUUCACGCAGAAAGAGACUCUGCUUUAGCAAGGAAGUUGAGCGUUCAUUCUUUACCUUGUCUUGCUGUCACAGUUGAUGGUCGAGCUAGCAUAUAUAAAGAGUCCUUGUUCAGUGCUCCAAAAAUAGUUGAAUUUCUAAGGAGCAAAUUACCAUAUAGGCUACUUUAUAAUAUUAAUAAAGAUAAUGUAGAUAGCUUUCUAUCUGGCUGGAUGGAUAAUAAAAUUAGAGCAUUAAUAUUCCAAAACAGAGAAACUCCAAGGUUGCGAUACUUGUUGAUUGCCUUACAUCACAGGGACCGUGUAGUUUUUGGUUUUGUUCAGACUGGUAUUCGCGAGACAGAAGAAAUCACUUCAAAAUACAAAGUUUCUGAAGAUUUGGAUACACUUUUACUGUUUAAUGAGAAUCUUGAAAAACCUGUGGCAUCCAUCAGCAUGCAAGAUAUUCCCAAUGAGAUGAUGCAAAAUGUGAUUGGAAGUAAUAAAUUCCUAAUACUGCCAAGACUUUCAAAUCAAGCCAUGUUGGAUUCUAUUUGUCCAAAAGACUGGCCAAGACCACAAAAACGUUUGUGCGCUGUGCUUAUUUCUCAAAAUAGUCCUGAGGACGACUUGGCGAGAAAUAAGUUUCGUGAAGCUGCUCUAUCAGCACCUUACAGUUCUGAACGUGUAAGAUAUACCUAUGUCUUUAAAGAGACUCAACCGCAAUUUAUAUCGGCACUGUCCGCUGGCGAAGGUAGUCCAUUGGACCCGCUGCAUCAUAUUGUAAUUAUUUGGAGAAGAGAUUCUAGUCACAUAAAUUACGAAUGGUUCUCUGCUGGCUGGACCGAGGCAACCACGGACGAAACUCAAUGGAACGAAACUCGCCAAAGCUUAGAAAAAACGAUUCAGAGACUCUUAAGAGCUUCUGAAGCUUUGCCCUAUGCUGCCGAAGUGCAAGAACUGACAGAUGAGCAUGCCUUAGGCACAGUUGAUAAGAUCAUUGGUAAAGCAAUGUUAGCAGUGGAUUAUCUUUCGGAUAAUCUUACAAAAGAACAGAUUCUUCCAUUAUUAUCUGUUUUGGCAACUUUGUUAUUGAUUGGAGCUGUAGGCUAUGGCAUGUCAUAUUUAGUAAAAUUGGAAGAAGCGAGUGUUCAAGCAAAAUAUGGUCAAUUUAAAGAGAAUUCUAAGGCUGUUACCACUCAACCUCAAUUAAGGCUUCACGAAAUGCGGGCUGAAACAUACAAUGGACUUGUUCGUCUCCUCAAACCAGGAUGUAGAACUAUCGUCCUUCUAGUUGAUGCUCAAACUAAGUUAAAGUUGUUGCCAUCAUUUCACAGAGCUGUUUGGCCAUACAGGAAAAACAAAACUUUGCUAUUUAGUCAUUUAUCGUUGGAGCGAGGUCUUGAAUGGUACAAGAAAAUUUUAACACUUAGCUUGCCUGAACCUAGGGAACUUAAUAUCAACGCAAAAAAUUGCGUAGGCACCGUCCUAUCGUUAAACGGACAUCGUAAAUACUUUUGUAUGUACCAUGCAAAGCACCCAGAAUGUAAAAAAGGAAAGGGAUCUAAACGCAUGGAAAAAAUGACCAAACGAUUAGCUCGACCUGAAGAUGCUGAAGCUGGAGCAUUUAUCGGUUUUGAUAGCUCAAGCGAUUCUGAUGUUUCGCAAGACGAAAUGCAGAGUGAUGUUUUGUAUCAAGAUAAACUGUUAGAUGGAUUACCAAUGUGGCUAGAUAGGCUUUUUGAGGGGUCGACACAACGUUAUUACAUUAAUUAUUGGCCAGAUUUUACUGCUAAGUAAAAAAUGGAUAACUAUUAAAUAAAAAUGUAAGCCUUUUAUGAUGGAAUAAGAGCAGAAAGAACAAAUGGAAGAAUGAAAGAGAAAAACGUAUGCAUAAAUAGGAUGUUGAUGCUAGUCAUGAAAUACCUCUUAAGAUUUUUUUUCAUAACUCACGGUUAUCAUUAUUAUUACUUAUAUUGUUACAGUAUUGAUUAAACUGUAAUUAUCAUUAUAUUCCGUUAUCAUCACCACCGUCACUGUUAAAACUUUUCUCAUUUCAUUGUAUAAAACAGAUCUGUGUUAAGUAUAAAACUCUAACGUGUUUAACGGUUUUGAAACAAGCAACUCAAUUUCCUAUAAUAAGCGUAUAUUAAGUAGCGUUUAUAGGCUACUGCUUAAAGAUAAAACGGACGUAAACGAGAAAAAAUAUAUUAAAAUUUAGAUGGAGUUUUCACCGAUAGGCAAUUUUAUAAUUACAUAAUUUUAUAAAAUUCAACUAGAAUAAAACUUUAGACAUUUAUUACAUGAAUAAAUGAACUAUAGUUUUUACUUUGUAAACAUUGUUUUCUAGUUAAUUUUGUAAAAUAAUCUCAAAAUGCAAAUAUCUCUUCCCAAAAUAAGUUACUAAUAUGUAUAUUUUCUUGCAAAAAUGUUUUUCUAUUUUAUAUUGAUUUAAUGAAGAAUUGAUUUGAGAUCAAGUCAUGUUAGUAUGCGUAAAUAUAGAUUGUAAACUUUUUAUGGUGUGCAAGAAUCUCUAAGUCAUUUCGCUUUUUGGUAGUCAUCAAUAAUAUGCAAGCCGAUCAAAUUGUAUAUUUAUUAUGUAUGUUGUAAAUGGAAAAUGUUGUGUGAAAUAUAUGUUUGAGUGCAUCCAGUGGUAUUAAUAUUUUAACAAAAACUGUUAAGCAAAGCUAUAAAAUUAAUUUUAAUCGUCUUUAAAAAAAAAGGUGAUUACGUUUGCUCUACUACGACGCAAAUUUCAUAAAAUGCAAAGUAAUUAUAUACAUCAACUGAUUUGCAAAGUUAGCAUGAAUUUUAAAAUGUUUUCCAUCAAGUGAUGUAAAUACUUUAAUCUGCAAAGUAAUAAUAUAAAAAUCUAGUUGAUAAAAGUGAUUUUAUUCCUUAUACAAAAUACAUCUAUGUCAUUUUAAAAAAAUAUCACGUGUGGAAUUCAUUAUUGACAUAUAUUGACAAUCCUUAAAUGAAAUGCAGGCAUUAAAUCUAAUUUUGAGUAAAUUAAAGAUUAUCUUUGUUAUUACCGUGUGAUAGGUAAUUGUUCCGAUUGAAAGCAAAUCUAAAGAUUCUCUUGUAAACAUGAUUCAAAUGUUUUUAUAUUCAUAUUUAACAUUUUGUCUUUUAUCCAUAGUUUAACUAUGCUUAUUGAAUAUGACAACAGUAUAAUUAAGCAGUUGGAACAUUUACUUAUGUAGUACUGCUGCACUUGUAAUUUUAUCAGAUUAAAGAAUGAGAAUUUCCAUAUGUUGAAAUUACGAACUAUAGUAUUUCUACGAACAAUGUUAUUAAGAUUAACAUAAAUGUUUGAAAUUUCGUUGAUGAGGAUGAAAUUUAUUUCCGACUUGUUUAGCACAAUGGGAAAAUUUAUAUAAUAUAAGAAAAGUUGAAGACAAAUGCUUACAAUAAGAAUUUACUCAUGUUGAGAUUGGCACAACGUUAGAUGUUACUUUAAAAAUCUGCGCAACGGUAAUUAUUAAACGACCUCUGUAAGUUAAUAACGACUCCAGACAAAACUUCGAAUCAGUUGUCAAGUUAUAAAACUGAGCUCGAAUUUAUAAAAUAAAUAUUAUACAAAUACUUGCAUCACUUA
This is a messenger RNA of Nasonia vitripennis (jewel wasp), 5286 nucleotides long. RefSeq names its product dnaJ homolog subfamily C member 16 (gene l(3)80Fg). Lineage: Eukaryota; Metazoa; Arthropoda; Insecta; Hymenoptera; Pteromalidae. Bases 780 to 3485 code for a protein of 901 amino acids. The transcript has 11 exons. The record is from RefSeq and is a predicted model, not a curated record.